Molecule: messenger RNA, 774 nt
Organism: Thermothielavioides terrestris NRRL 8126
Lineage: Eukaryota; Fungi; Ascomycota; Sordariomycetes; Sordariales; Chaetomiaceae
Exons: 3
Coding region: 178-603 (141 amino acids)
Biological process (GO): mitotic cell cycle; attachment of spindle microtubules to kinetochore
Cellular component (GO): DASH complex; mitotic spindle midzone; mitotic spindle pole body
Source: RefSeq, a predicted model, not a curated record
CUGCCGUGCUAUGGUUUGACUGGAAAUAACGACUAAACCGUUACCAUAGCACAGUGUACGGAGUGCGGCAUACACGAGAAAUACGAGAGAGAGAGACCUUUGAAAUCACAGUCGUGAUCAAUAACCGCAUCCAGCAAUCUGACUGACACGAAUUUGCUGCAACGCCACUAAGCAGCAAUGUCUGCAUUUCCAUCCAGGUCGCUCCCAUCGCACGUGCGACAGCCCUCUCUCUCUGCUCAUGGCGGGGGCCAAUCUCCCGCCCUGGUGGCGCGGGUGAAUGAGAAGAAGGCCGAGCUGGAGAAUCUCAAAGAGCUUCGCGAUCUCAGCGCGGCAGUCGCAUCGCAGAUGGAGGCUCUCGAACAGAAGCUGGCCACUCUCUCGGACGGGACGGAAGCCAUUGCCUUGGUGCUAAGCAACUGGCAUAAUGUGCUGAGGGCAAUCAACAUGGCAUCGGCGAAAAUCCCCAAACCUACGGACGAGCCGGCCCAUGAAGAUGAGGGAGAUGAGGUGCCUCUUCCCCAGACUCUUGUUCGGAUUCCCACAGAACAUGCUCCUACGCUGCAUGCGCACACAGACGGGGCGGCCGAGGGAGAAUCGGGGUGAGCAGAGGUCGGAAGCCCCUCCACGGUGCCUGGUCCCCCGAAAGCAGCCACGCUGUGGAGAGAAAGGACGGCGGAGGUUGCACCAAAUAUCCCCCCCAACGAAGCGCCACCCACCUUACAAGUGAAGGUUACCUACGUUACCUACACUGUGGUAAUCAAUUUGGCAAAGCCU